Molecule: messenger RNA, 1881 nt
Organism: Culicoides brevitarsis
Lineage: Eukaryota; Metazoa; Arthropoda; Insecta; Diptera; Ceratopogonidae
Product: mitochondrial-processing peptidase subunit alpha
Exons: 3
Coding region: 64-1713 (549 amino acids)
Cellular component (GO): mitochondrion
Molecular function (GO): metal ion binding; metalloendopeptidase activity
Source: RefSeq, a predicted model, not a curated record
AUACCAAUCCACAAUUUCUGUCGCAAUCCAUUGCGGUGUUUUGUAAUCGACAAAAAUAUCAAAAUGGCACUUAAAUUAGAUUUAAAAGCACUGUCACACGCCAUAAUUCGUAACAGCAACAUUUGGCGUAGAUUGAGCACGACAUCGAUUUUGCGACAAAACAACAAUGAUAACAGCGGCAAAGCGAGUGCGGGACCUGAUGUUUCCACCGUCAACAUGCCAUCCAAAGAGAUUGUGACUCCGUUUCCGCCGCUUACGGAUCCCGUUCCUGAUUUGCCUCCCGUGCAAUAUGCCUCGAACACUGGUGACCAAAAUCAAACACGAGUCACCACAUUGUCGAAUGGCCUGAAAGUUGCGUCGGAAAAGAAAUUUGGGCAAUUUUGUACGAUCGGUGUCGUGAUUGAGUCGGGACCGCGGUAUGAAGUCGCUUAUCCGAGUGGCGUUUCGCAUUUUUUGGAGAAAUUGGCGUUUCAUUCAACGCAAGGUUUCCCCGAAAAAGAUGUCAUUUUGAAGGAACUCGAGAAGCACGGAGGCAUUUGUGAUUGUCAAAGUUCCCGCGAUACCUUCAUUUACGCUGCCAGUGCGGAUAGUCGGGGCUUGGAUACUGUCACAAAAGUCAUGGCUGAUGUCGUUUUACGCCCACAGCUUCAAGCGGAAGAGAUCGAUUACGCGCGCCAAUCAAUUUUAUUCGAACUGGAAUCCUUAAAUAUGCGUCCCGAGCAGGAACCGAUCUUGAUGGAUAUGAUUCAUGCCGCUGCUUUUCGUGAUAACACGCUUGGUUUGCCGAAAUUGUGUCCGGAGAGUAAUUCCACUAAGAUUGACCGGAACAUGUUGUUGUCGUACUUGAAGCAUCAUCACACACCAAAUCGCAUGGUAGUUGCCGGUGUCGGCGUGGAUCACGAUGAAUUCGUAAAAGUUGUGGAAAAGUACUUUGUGGACCAGAAAGCGACAUGGGAGACGGAAACUGUGGUAAAUCGCGGGGCAAGCCUUGUUGACGGAAGUUUGGCUCAAUAUACGGGCGGUUUGAAAGUCGAAGAAUGCGAAAUUCCCGUUUAUGCUGCCGUUGGUUUGCCAGAGCUGUCACACAUUGUAAUCGGAUUGGAGGGAUGUUCGCAUCAGGAUAAAGAUUUUGUGGCGGCGUGCGUUUUGAACAUCAUGAUGGGUGGCGGUGGAUCAUUUUCUGCCGGAGGUCCCGGAAAGGGAAUGUACACACGACUUUACACAAAUGUUCUUAAUCGCUACCAUUGGAUGUACUCGGCAACUGCUUAUAAUCACGCUUAUGGCGAUACGGGACUUUUUUGCAUUCACGCUUCUGCUCCUCCAACGCACGUUCGCAACAUGGUCGAAGUCAUUACCAAAGAACUAGUCACGAUGGCAACGCAACCCGGCACACAAGAGUUGAGACGCGCCAAAACGCAACUCCAGUCGAUGCUUCUGAUGAAUUUGGAAAGUCGUCCCGUGGUUUUCGAAGACAUUGGGCGUCAAGUUUUGUCGACGGGCGAACGAAAACGACCGGAAUACUUUAUACAGGAAAUCGAAAAGAUUCAGGCGGAAGAUAUUAUUCGAGUAGCACGUCGAUUACUUGCAUCGCCGCCAGCUUUGGCAGCUCGGGGACAAAUUAAGGGACUGCCGGAAAUUAAAGACCUGCAAGCUGGCUUGUUGGAUAAUGAGGGACGUUUGCCAGGCAAUAAGAGAUUGUCGCUUUUCAGGUAAAUUUGAAGAGAUUCUCCCGACGAAAGUUCACUUAUUAUAUGAUGAUUUUAGUUGAUAAGCAAAAUUUAUGAAGAAUUGUUGAGAAAAUGAGAAAAAAUAAUAAAUAUUGUAACUUUGGCAUGACUUUUUUUCAAAUAGAAAUAGAAAAAUUAAAUUUUUUUGAAAUUA